Manis javanica (Malayan pangolin) is the source of this 2333-nucleotide messenger RNA. It is a transcript of the gene GPR119, whose product is annotated as G protein-coupled receptor 119. Gene Ontology annotation, molecular function: phosphatidylcholine binding; G protein-coupled receptor activity. Gene Ontology annotation, cellular component: membrane. The record is from RefSeq and is a predicted model, not a curated record. NCBI's taxonomy places the organism in Eukaryota, Metazoa, Chordata, Mammalia, Pholidota, Manidae. Gene Ontology annotation, biological process: regulation of metabolic process; adenylate cyclase-activating G protein-coupled receptor signaling pathway.
UAAUAUCAAGGUAUGGAAGAACAAACAGUGUGAUUAGAGUCAAUUAUAUCUUCUGCCGGACAGGAGACCUGACGAAUGCUCCAGUUCCUCCAAGCAAAGUCCUUGAAGCAUCAGUGAAGGGAGAGCCUGGCGAGACAAUAUGUACCAGGUACUUGGGAGUUGUCUAGUAACUUGGAUGUUGAAGGGGGAGGGCCUAGCUCAGCACACAGGGUGAGGUCUGUACUGGGAUUACUGCCUUUAGAGAGCUGGAGAGACAAGAGGCUGAGGACUGAAAAAGAGAGGGUGAGCGAUUCUUAGAGGCCAGCAGGAUCCCAAAAAUGGCAAGUGGCCAGCCUGGACUGCCAGUGAUAGCCAGAACCCGGCUGCAGCUCGGAACCCAUGGCUCCUUCUCUCGCAGCCUGUGAGAUUUUGAGCUGGAGAGCCAGCAGAGCAGCCUGGUAAGUGGAAAUCAUGCCACUUCAAGACAUGGAAUCAUCGUUCCCAUUUGGAGUGAUCCUUGCUGUCCUGGCCUCCCUCAUUAUUGCUGCUAAUGCACUAGUGGCUGUGGCUGUGUUGUUGUUGAUCCACAAGAAUGAAGGUGUCGGUCUCUGCUUCACCUUGAAUCUGGCUGUGGCUGACACCUUGCUUGGUGUAGCCAUCUCUGGCCUAGUCACAGACCACCUCUCCAGCCCAGUUCGGCCCACACAGAAGACCCUGUGCAGUCUUCGGAUGGCAUUUGUCACUUCCUCCGCAGCUGCCUCUGUCCUCACAGUCAUGCUGAUUGCCUUCGACAGGUACCUUGCCAUCAAGCAGCCGCUCCGCUACUUCCAGAUCAUGAAUGGGCUCGUGGCUGGGGCCUGCAUUGCUGGGCUGUGGUUGGUGUCUUACCUCAUUGGCUUCCUCCCACUCGGAGUCCCUGUAUUCCAGCAGACCACCUAUCAGGGGCCCUGCAGCUUCUUUGCUGUGUUUCACCCACACUUUGUGCUGACCCUCUCCUGCGCUGGCUUCUUCCCAGCCCUGCUCCUCUUUGUCUUCUUCUACUGUGACAUGCUCAAGAUUGCCUCUGUGCACAGCCAGCAGAUCCGAAAGAUGGAACAUGCAGGAGCCAUGGCUGGAGCCUACCGAUCCCCACGGACUCCCAGCGACUUUAAGGCUAUUCGCACCGUGGCUGUUCUCAUUGGGAGCUUCACUCUAUCCUGGACCCCAUUCCUUAUCGCUGGUAUUGUACAGGGGGCCUGUGAGAAAUGCCACCUCUACCUAGUGCUGGAACGGUACCUGUGGCUGCUUGGUGUGAGCAACUCCCUGCUCAACCCGCUCAUCUAUGCCUACUGGCAGAAGGAGGUACGACAGCAGCUCCACCACAUAGCCCUGAGAGUGAAGAAGGGGCUCGCCUCAUUCUUCCUCCUUUUCUCAGCCAGGGGUGGUGGCCCAGAGAGGCCCAGGAAAAGUUCCUGCCACAUCGACACUGUCUCCCAGUCACAGCUUGAUGGCUAAGACGGUAAGGGCGGAGAAGUUUCAAAGUGCCUUCUUCCUUCCCUCGCUGGGUCCCGACUAGAUCAUGUACAGCUAGGAGAAUGAGGCAACUGACCACUCUCCACACCCCCAGGCUCUAGGCUGAGAGGUAACUGAGCAGGGUGCUGACUUUCUUCUGUAAUCAGCAUUGGCAAAUUUCCAUGCCUCUCUGUCCUGCUUUUGCAAUAAGUCUGUUUCUCCUGUAUAGAUAUACUUUCUUAAAGUGAGAAAUGUACUACUAAAAAUAAUCUUAAAAAUCAAAUCCUAGUUUUUGAAUACACUUCAGCAGCACUGUGGAAUAGAAAUAUAUAUAAUACAAGCCACAUAUAUAAUUUUAAAUGUUUUAGUAGCCAUGUUAAAAAAGUAAAAAAGAAAAAUACAUAUUAACCUUGUACCCAGUAUAUCAAAAACAUUAUUUCAACAUACAAUCAAUAUAAAAAAAUUAUUACACUAUAUUUUUAUCUUUGAAGUCUGGUGUGUAUUUUACCCUUACAAAACAUCUCAGUUCAAACUAAGCUAUACUUCAUAUGCUCAAUAGCCCAUAUGUGGCUACUGGCUACCAUAAUGGACAGCACAACACUGCAGAAAUGAAAUUCUAUUCUUUUUAACUAUUUACUAUAGUGAUUGCUUUGGUCAAGUGAGGAGUUCCGCCCUCCCUAUUGUAAAUCAGACAUUUUCUGUAGUGAGUUUACAUAAAAUGUAGGAACCCAAAUGAAAUUCUAAAGCUUGUCUUUCCCCAGACUUCAUGGUGUUCAAAAGAGUAUUUCUUUGGGAAAUAGCCUAUCUUGUGAUUAUUUCUGCUAUAACCCCUUCCCAUCCACCACCUUUCUAACUGCAGUGCU